CAAACUACUGGAUACAGGUGCAUCGCUUGGAGCACGGAGACGGAGGCAUUCUAGACCUGGAUGACAUCCUCUGUGAUGUUGCUGACGACAAAGACAGACUGGUAGCAGUGUUUGAUGAACAGGAUCCCCAUCAUGGAGGAGAUGGUACCAGCGCCAGCUCCACCGGAACUCAGAGCCCAGAGAUAUUCGGCAGUGAGCUGGGCACCAACAAUGCUUCUGCUUUUCAGCCUUACCAGGCCACGAGUGAAAUUGAGGUCACCCCUUCAGUCCUCCGGGCAAAUAUGCCGCUUCAUGUCCGCCGGAGCAGCGACCCAGCUUUAAGUGGCCUCUCCACUUCCGUCAGUGACAAUAACUUUUCCUCUGAGGAGCCGUCCAGGAAAAACCCCACCCGAUGGUCCACGACAGCUGGCUUUCUCAAGCAGAACACCACUGGAAGUCCCAAAACGUGUGACAGGAAGAGAGAUGAAAACUACAGGAGUCUCCCGCGGGACCCCAGUAGCUGGUCCAACCAGUUCCAGAGAGACAACGCCCGCUCCUCACUAAGUGCCAGCCACCCAAUGGUAGACCGCUGGCUGGAGAAGCAAGAACAGGAUGAAGAAGGCACAGAAGAGGACAGCAGCCGAGUGGAGCCAGUUGGACACGCGGAUACUGGCUUGGAGAAUAUGCCCAACUUUUCUCUCGAUGAUAUGGUAAAGCUCGUACAAGUCCCCAACGAUGGAGGGCCUCUGGGGAUCCAUGUAGUGCCGUUCAGUGCGCGAGGCGGCAGAACACUGGGGUUGUUAGUAAAACGCUUAGAGAGAGGUGGUAAAGCCGAGCAAGAGAAUCUCUUCCAUGAGAACGACUGCAUUGUGAGGAUUAACGAUGAAGACCUUCGGAACAGACGAUUUGAGCAAGCACAGCAUAUGUUCCGCCAAGCCAUGCGUUCGCGUGUCAUUUGGUUCCACGUGGUCCCUGCAGCAAACAAGGAGCAGUAUGAACAACUCUCCCAGCGAGAGAGAAACAACUAUUCCUCUAGCCGCUUCAGCCCUGACAGCCACUGUGUGGACAACAGGGGCGUGACCAACACUGUGCCUCAUGCCUUGCCCAGAGCAGCCAGACUGAAUCAUCCGCCUGAGCAGCUGGAUGCUCACCCCCGACUACCUCAAAGUGUUCAUGUCUCCUCUAAACCUCCUGCAGCCCCGGCUUUGGCUCCACAGAAUGUGCUUGGUACCAGCGUGGGCAGUGUGUACAACACUAAAAAAGUAGGCAAGAAGCUCAACAUCCAGCUUAAGAAAGGUACCGAAGGACUGGGGUUCAGCAUCACUUCCCGAGACGUUUCUAUAGGCGGCUCAGUUCCCAUUUAUGUCAAGAACAUCCUUCCUCGAGGGGCCGCCAUUCAAGAUGGCAGACUCAAAGCAGGAGACCGGCUCAUAGAGGUCAACGGAGUAGAUUUAGCGGGGAAGUCCCAGGAGGAAGUUGUUUCCCUGUUGAGAAGCACCAAGAUGGAAGGGACCGUGAGCCUUCUGAUCUUUCGCCAGGAAGACGCUUUCCACCCAAGGGAACUGAACACUGAAUCAAGCCAGAUGCAGAUUCCAAAAGAAACGAAACCGGAGGAUGAGGAGGUUGUUCUCACUCCUGAUGGGACCAGGGAGUUUCUGACCUUUGAAGUCCCGCUUAAUGACUCGGGAUCUGCAGGGCUUGGAGUCAGCGUCAAAGGGAACCGUUCCAAAGAGAACCACGCAGAUCUGGGAAUCUUCGUGAAGUCCAUUAUUAAUGGCGGAGCUGCAUCCAAAGAUGGAAGGCUGAGAGUGAAUGACCAGCUGAUAGCCGUAAAUGGAGAGUCGCUGCUGGGCAAAGCCAACCAGGAAGCCAUGGAGACCCUGCGGAGGUCCAUGUCCACCGAGGGCAACAAGCGCGGCAUGAUCCAGCUCAUCGUGGCCAGGCGGAUCAGCAAAUGCAAUGAGCUUCGGUCUCCUGGGAGUCCUGCUGCCCCUGAGCUGCCCAUCGAGACAGAACUGGAUGACCGGGAGCGCAGGAUCUCACACUCCCUCUACAGUGGGAUUGAGGGGCUGGAAGAAUCGCCCACCAGGAAUGCAGCACUCAGCAGGAUAAUGGGUGAGUCAGGUAAAUGUCAGCUGUCCCCCACGGUGAACAUGCCCCACGACGACACUGUCAUGAUCGAAGAUGACAGGCUGCCUGUGCUUCCUCCUCACCUCUCCGACCAGUCCUCUUCCAGCUCCCAUGAUGAUGUGGGGUUCAUCAUGACAGAGGCCGGCACCUGGGCCAAGGCUGCCAUCAGUGACUCAGCCGACUGCUCUUUGAGUCCAGAUGUUGAUCCGGUUCUUGCCUUUCAACGAGAAGGAUUUGGACGCCAGAGUAUGUCAGAAAAACGCACAAAGCAAUUUUCAGAUGCCAGUCAAUUGGAUUUCGUUAAAACACGAAAAUCAAAAAGCAUGGAUUUAGGUAUAGCUGACGAGACUAAACUCAAUACAGUGGAUGACCAGAGAGCAGGCUCCCCCAGUAGAGAUGUAGGACCGUCCUUGGGUCUGAAGAAAUCCAGCUCCCUUGAAAGCCUGCAGACGGCUGUGGCCGAGGUGACCCUGAACGGGAACAUCCCCUUCCACCGCCCCCGGCCGCGGAUCAUCCGAGGACGGGGCUGCAACGAGAGCUUCCGAGCUGCCAUCGACAAGUCCUAUGAUAAACCCGUGGUGGAUGACGACGACGAAGGCAUGGAGACCUUGGAAGAAGACACCGAAGAGAGCUCGAGGUCAGGGAGGGAGUCCGUAUCCACAUCUAGUGAUCAGCCUUCCUACUCUCUGGAGAGGCAAAUGAAUGGGAACCCAGAGAAGAGGGACAAGACGGAUAGGAAAAAGGACAAAACGGGAAAGGAAAAGAAAAAGGACCGGGAGAAGGAGAAGGAGAAGCUGAAAGCCAAGAAGGGAAUGCUGAAAGGCUUGGGAGACAUGUUCAGGUUUGGCAAACAUCGAAAAGAUGACAAGGUGGAGAAAAUGGGCCGAAUAAAAGUCCAGGACUCCUUCACGUCAGAAGAGGACAGGGUGCGCAUGAAGGAAGAGCAGGAGAGGAUUCAAGCCAAAACGCGUGAAUUUAGGGAGCGGCAGGCUCGAGAGCGUGACUAUGCUGAAAUCCAGGACUACCAUCGGACGUUCGGCUGUGAUGAGGAGCUGCUGCGUGGGGGCAUGUCAUCCUAUGAAGGCUGCCUGGCCCUCAAUGCCAGACCCCAGAGCCCCAGGGAAGGGCAUCUGAUGGACACGCUGUAUGCACAAGUGAAGAAGCCACGGAGCUCCAAACCUGGGGACAGCAAUCGAUCCACUCCUAGCAACCAUGACCGGAUACAGCGUCUUCGGCAAGAGUUCCAGCAAGCCAAGCAGGAUGAGGACGUGGAAGACCGGCGCCGCACCUACAGCUUCGAGCAGUCUUGGCCCAGCUCCCGGCCGGCGUCGCAGAGUGGCCGGCACUCCGUGUCCGUGGAGGUCCAAGUGCAACGACAGCGGCAGGAGGAACGAGAGAGCUUCCAGCAGGCCCAGCGCCAGUACAGCUCACUGCCAAGGCAAAGCAGGAAGAAUGCCAGCUCUAUAUCACAGGACUCCUGGGAGCAGAACUAUGCCCCUGGCGAAGGCUUCCAGAGUGCCAAGGAGAACCCCAGGUACUCCAGCUACCAGGGCUCCAGGAACGGCUAUCUAGGCGGGCAUGGCUUCAAUGCCAGGGUCAUGCUGGAGACCCAGGAGCUCCUCCGCCAGGAGCAGAGGCGCAAAGAGCAGCAGCUGAAGAAGCAGCCCCCAGCCGAUGGAGUCAGGGGGCCCUUCCGGCAAGAUGUGCCCCCGUCUCCAUCUCAGGUGGCCAGGCUAAACAGACUGCAGACCCCCGAGAAAGGGCGGCCCUUCUACUCCUGAGCCCCGGAGGAGACGGCAGCGCGUCCCGUCAUGCAAUAAAGGACCUUUUCCUACCUUGCGUUCUCGGAGUGUGAAAACCCUCCAGUGGUACUACAGAACACUUCUGUCGCUGGUUUCAGUGCCUUUAAGCAGCUCGAGCAAAGAAACAGAAGGCCUUAAUGUCUUUGCCACUGUGUCUCAGUGUCCCUCUCAUGGAAGGAUUCCCCCUCCUGACAAUUCCAAGUCCAAGGCACCGCCCACCUGCUUCUCCACAGUACCUGAAGCUUCAGCUCCACGUACGAGAUGCCUGUGGCUUGGGUGUCACAGCUUCACCUUGGAGAGUGACCCUGAGGCUGCAGGUGCUGCUGAGCCCUUUCUCCCUGGACUCUCGGCGAGGGUGGCAUCUCAGCCUCUGGUAGUUGACAGGGAGGACGGCAUGCACCAGGGACAAGGACGCUCCAGGACCUGGCAGCAGGGCUGUCCCUGUUUGGGGACUCAGUCUGCGUUUCCUUUUCUGUCCGUGGAGCACAAAGUCUCCGGGCGGUAGUGAAGAAGCAAAACCAUGAGUCAGUGCCAUUUGGCUCUGGGGGGGGGGGGGCCCACUUUCCAACUGCCUUAUAAGUAACUUCACCACCCAUGUCACAACGAUUCUAGUCUGUGUUUAUGAAUACACUUGUUCAGUCGCCUUCAUGACGCUUGGGAACAAGGGACAGGGGACCCUGAGGGGGGAGGUGGGAACUGACGGGGGCGCUGCGACCCGAUCUAUCCUGUCCUUGUUUUACCUUAUUGGCAUUGCAAUAGGUUGGCCAGGAAGACCCAGAGUGGGUAGGACAAGGAAAAACCAGCUUUGGGUUCUGACAAGGAAUCUCAGUACAGUUUUUGAGACUGGAAUCAGUAUUUGUCUCCUGUAGCUGUGUGAUACGCCCCUUCCUGGCGAGACCACGUGACUAAGUCAUUCUGCCGUGAAGCAUCAGACAGAUAAAAGGAAAGCCAUCCCAUGUGAGAACACGCUGACGUCCCAGAAGAGCGCUAGGAGUCACAUUUCCGUGCAUGCUUGUGACACGAGGCCCUUGAAACUCCCGCUGUUCAUCUGUUGGUCUGAACAUCAUGUAUUGUAAACCAAGGCUGGGUUGCUAAAGUGCCUGUAAUUCUCGAUGUGAAAAAAAAAAUCUUGAGGAAAAAAAAAAAGCUCAGAGUACCAUGUAUUAACAAAAAAAGAAAGAAAGGAAAAAAAAAAGACAUGUAUUGAUACGCCUAUUUUUUUUACUGGCACAUUGUAUUUUUUGUGUGGACUUGUUUUUAGGAAAUACGCGGAGGGUCCACAGCCCGGUGUCUCUUUGCAUCUGUGUGUAAUGGCUUUAUCUGUUAAUGACUCGCCGUGGUGUUUAAGUGGUGUUUCCAAUGUAAGUAAGCGCGGUGACCUUGGACGGCGGUGGCUUUCUCAUAGCCUCCUUAGGCUGCGAGGAACAGCUGUCCCUGUACAUAUAAGACUUCUAAUAAAAGGCAUAUUUCUUCCCGUUCUCUGAA
Myodes glareolus (Bank vole) is the source of this 5396-nucleotide messenger RNA. NCBI's taxonomy places the organism in Eukaryota, Metazoa, Chordata, Mammalia, Rodentia, Cricetidae. The record is from RefSeq and is a predicted model, not a curated record.